CUGUUGAUGUCAAAAAGUUACACAAGCUUGUGGGGUGAGGCUCUACCAAAGGGCGGGUUAACAGUCAACAGGACGUGUACCGGUUUAACCUGUGAGUGGAGCAUUCCCGCUCGACUGGAGCAGAAGCACCAACCAGCCUUCACUCACACUGGGAGAAACAGUUAAUGUCCUCGCCUCUUCUCCCUCUGGAGCACCAAACGCGCCUCGCUGGGGUCCAGCAUUCAGAGAGCAGCUGGGAAAUCACCGAGAUGUUAACGUAGUUGUCUCGCUGUUCCGUCGCGUGUCUGGACCGAAGAGGACCAUAGGAGCUUGUUGAAUUUUUCUUUCUUUUUCGCUCCUCAAACACAAACGGGUAAUCAUGGAGCUGAGCUCCGUGAUCGCGACCACUGCGGGCUCCAUUGGCUUCUUUAGAUUGGUGAACGUGGGGGUCGCUGCGCUCCCCAUGCCCGAGUCCGCGUGCAGGAAUGCGUGGAAAUGGAGAAACAUCUCCACGUCCCUCGUGCACAGUUUCAUCACUGCCAUAUGGGCAGUGUUCUGCUUUUUCCUUCAGCCACAGAUGGCAGAGGACCUGAUAGAAACGUUCUCUGUGUUUUCUCAUGCUUUGGUGUCCUUUUCAAUCGGUUACUUCAUCCAUGACUUUUUUGACAUGGUGUUCAACCAGAAGCUCAGUCAGUCUUGGGAGCUGCUCUUCCAUCACAUCGUGGUGAUCACCUGUUUCGGCCUCUCUGUGCUCUCCAGUUGUUACGUGGGCUUUGCCGUGGUGGCCUUGCUGGUGGAGAUCAACUCCGUGUUCCUUCACCUAAGACAGAAUCUGCGCAUGGCCAACAUGGCCGUCGGCACGUUCUACCGCGUCAACAGCAUGAUCAACCUGGGAACGUACGUGAUAUUCCGCAUUAACACGCUGGCCUGGAUGACCCGCUGGCUGGUGCUCAACAGGGACAAGGUGCCUCUGCUGGCGUACACGCUGGGCAGCGUGGGAAUGGCCAUCAUGACGGCCAUGAACAUCGUCCUGUUCUGUCGGCUGCUUAGAAGCGACUUUUUAAAGAGCACCAAGCGGGAGGCCAAGAAGGAGAAGGAUAUGUAGGUCUGAUCAACUCAGAGGUCUUUUUUUUCCCCUCCAUGAAUGAAACAACUUCCUGUCAGCUACACUUUGGGUGUUUGUGUGUGUGUGAAACCCAACAAGGCCUUUUGUUAAGGACACCAAAUGCCUUAUUAUCCCUCUGGGAUGUAGCUUAUGACAAAAACCCUUCACCCAUUUACAUGGCAAUCUGGAACUAAUCAACUAUGUCAUUUAAUCAUUUUAUUUAUAUUAUAUAUCCAUAUCUAGAUAUAAAAGUCACGGAGGCUUUUAUUUUAUUCACUACUGGGUUAACAUAAAUCGGUCCUUCAGCGCUUGCUCUGUAGAAGUGAACCGCUUUCACCAAACCCCCUCAACUAAAACCUGCUACCUCAGAAAGCUCCUUCUUCACACUCACCAAAGUGCAUUAGUUGGCUGAGAAAAUCAGAAAUUAAGAAAAAAUUUUAAUAAACAGCAAACGUGAUGAAGAUAAAAACUGUGUUUAAAUAAAGUCGAACGAAUGUUCAUUUAAAUUUGACGUUGAUGCAUAGAGGAGUUGAUGCUUGGAGAAGUAGGGCAAUUUUUCUGAGUUGUGUUAAUUGUUUCAGAAAAAAUGUUUCAGAAAAAAAGUUUCUUAUUAUCAUGGGCUCCUGAAGUUUUCUCAGAUUUUUCAGGCGCAUCAGCGUCGACUGUCUCAGGAACAUCUUCAUCGUCAUCAUCAACCGUGUCAAUGGAAGAUUCUCGACAGAGCUGCUAUUUUUGGAGUUAGUUAUGCGAGCUGAACGGCGUGAGACACGGCAAACCGAUUCCCGUGUCAUGUUGUGCCCGAGACCGGCGAGUGAGUGGAGUACGGAGCUCCGCCUGGAGUCAGUUAGUACAAUCUUGAUUGCUGUAUCGCCCUGAGAGGCCUUGGGCCAUACAGCUAACUCUGCAGACAAGCACUCCUCCCUGGAGAUGCUGACAACUAUCUCAGAUGUUGGAAUCUGAUUGGGAGGCGACUCAGUGCUGCAAGUUCCAUCAAGUGUGACUUCAGCAUCAUUCACCUUGCUACUUUUGUCUACUUCCUCCUCCUCUAUCCACUCUGGCUCAGUUUUACUGCCAUUGCAGGAUGUCUGGCUCUCAAGAGCCACCUCCAGCUUUGUCUGCUAGUUUCUGCAGGUAGCGCGUUUCGAACACCUCGAUACUCCAACGUCGUUUAGAGGGAACAAUAACUGCUGAAAUUGUGAGUGCAUCUCUUUAAUGUCGGCCCGGCCGGAGUCCAGAUGGGCAACGCAUGCUUAAUAAUAACUUAAUCUGUAGCAGGCUUCAAAUAAAUGACGAGUUCAGUUAUCACACAACACAGUUGUUCUUCUUAAAUUUGCUCAAAACUUGUGAAAUUGGAGGAAAAGACAUAUAUAAAUUUGUAUCAUCAUAAUUAUUUUAUACCAUAAAUGGCUUUCAGAGUUUUGACAAGCAGGAAGUGCUGUUCUUCAUCUAACCACUAGAGGGAAGCCCGUUCCUUAAGGCUGACCCUACAGAUGCUUUUUUUUUUAAAUUACAAGUCUGCCAUCCUGCCUGAAAUUUAAAGGAUGCUAAUUCAUCUGAAAAUGAACAGAUGUGAGAAAACAGCAAAGUGAGGCUGCUGCCUUCUCGUCCAACUCCACAGAGCUAAACCAGAGUCAUAUGUUUAAUAAAAGAAAUUAAAACUGAAAAUCUAGUUAUGAAAAAAAAGUGAAGCUAAAGUUUUUUUGAUUGGAUUUUGCCUUUACUUUGAAAUGGUCAUGACAAUUGCAAAGGUGUUUUAUUCUGUAUAUCAAACCUUUGAUCCUGAUAAUUUUUCCACAUCUCUCAUCUGAAGCCCCGCCCCCUCACAUCAAGUCAGGGUCGGACGUUUGAGACAGAAUUAUAGGAAUGAGAAUGUUUUUUUUUAGAUCCAAAAGAGGAAAAAAAUGUUAAACUGAUCAAAAGGUUUUGAACUUGGACUCAUUUGAACCAUUUUUCUGAUCAUUUAAACACAAAUUUAAUCUAAACAAAAAUAGCUUCACUUUUUUCUUUUGUAUCCUUUUUUUCCCUUUAAAAGUUAAAGAUCAGAACUAAAUUUUCAGCUUAAGUUUUUUCAAAUAUAACUCCUUUUGAUGCCGAUUUGGCUCCAUAUUAAUAAUCACUUAAUAUUUCAGACACGUGUAGAAAUUUUCGAUCUCGUUAGUGUUUGGGGAGGAAAACAAACAUGGUUUAUAUUGUGUAAAAUUAGUAUUUAGUUAAUCCUGAAUGUUUAUAAUUUUUUUGUACUAAGAGCAGAUUAUUACAUGGACUCUAAAACGUUCAGCUAUAAUUAAACAUUAUGGAAUGUGUUAUUAAUUUAAUUUUGAACACUUUGGAUUUCCACAUCAAUAUUCUCUGAGUUUUACUGUUGUGAAAUGGUGUUCAUUGUUCUGAAGACAGUUUGGAUUUUGAAGGCAACUCUAACUACAAACACAGAAAGGCGUUUAGGUGAAAGCACUUCAGUCUGAUGAAGGAUAAUGUUCUGCAGCAGCUUCUGAUAAUCACCAACAGCGUGGCACUAAAGUAAAACUAAAACACGGUAAAUAGUUAAAAAAUGUAUUUCUGUGGUGAAUGUCAGUGUUUGCUGUGUGGUUGUAGUGAAGAUCAUUAGUGAUAAUUGAAGUUUUCACAGAGAUUCCAGCGGUGAUCGUGUAGAUUUGCUUUAAUGAACUUGGGUUAAACCUUUGAGUUAACAUGUAAUUAUACCAUAACUGUUUGACUUAAACCAGAAAUAAGCAGUCAACACCCGUCAGUUUAUUUCCUCAUUUUCAUUUACAAAGUGCGAUUCCCAGGAUUUGUGGCUGAUGAUUUUAGGACUAACGCUUCAUUUCCUCCUUACGCACAAUAAAUGACUGGAUUUGUUCUUGGUUUUAUUUAUUUAAGAACUUGAUGGGACUUUUUUUAUUCUCCACAGCCAGAAAGUCUUUUGUAAACACUGUUGAAACGGUUCGUCUUUUCUAUUAUGAUCCUUUUUUAGGAGACGUCUGAAAUAUUGAAGCCGUUUCUGACCAUCUGAUUCAGGUCAUGUGCUUCAUGUCAUCACACUUAAAUGUAACGUGGAGAAAAUAUUGUUUGUUUUAUUGUUCAGACAUUUUUUUAUAAUUGAAUUUCCUGUGAAAAGGUUGAUUGUAACAAUAAAGAUGAAAGAAAUAAAA
Messenger RNA from Nothobranchius furzeri (turquoise killifish), 4233 nucleotides. RefSeq names its product TLC domain containing 2 (gene tlcd2). The record is from RefSeq and is a predicted model, not a curated record. NCBI's taxonomy places the organism in Eukaryota, Metazoa, Chordata, Actinopteri, Cyprinodontiformes, Nothobranchiidae. Gene Ontology annotation, cellular component: plasma membrane. Gene Ontology annotation, biological process: regulation of membrane lipid distribution; phospholipid homeostasis; plasma membrane organization.